Molecule: messenger RNA, 774 nt
Organism: Rhodotorula toruloides NP11
Lineage: Eukaryota; Fungi; Basidiomycota; Microbotryomycetes; Sporidiobolales; Sporidiobolaceae
Product: nucleoside-diphosphate-sugar epimerase
Exons: 3
Coding region: 1-774 (257 amino acids)
Source: RefSeq, a predicted model, not a curated record
AUGCGGCUCAUCUUGACUGGCGCGACGGGGAAUGCUGGAGCAGACGUCCUGAGGGAGGCACUGAAGGACUCGCGUGUCACAGCGGUCACCGUCCUCUCCCGACGCCCGCUCCCACCUCGACUCAACCCCGACCCACCAAACCUCAAAGUCCAAGUGAUUCUCCACGAAGACUUCACCUCCUACCCACCCGCUCUGCUCAACCAGCUCGAAGGCCACUCGGCCUGUAUCUGGGCUUUGGGCGUCUCGAGCAAUGGCCAGACGGAAGAGAACUACAGGAGGAUCACGGUCGAGUAUCCGCUUGCUGCGGCGAAGGCUUUUGCGGGACUGAAGAAGGAGAGAGAGGGGGAGGGGAAGUUUGUGUUUGCGUACUUGAGCGGCAUGGGUGCGGAUCAGAGGGAGGGAAAGGCGCGGGCCAUGUUUGGCCGGAUCAAAGGCGACGCCGAGCGCCAGCUCGCGCAACUCCCCUCGCAAGGCUAUCCAUCGCUCGCAACCUACUCCUUCCGCCCAGCCGGCAUCCUCUCCUCCGAUCCGGACUCGAAUGCCUCGCUAGCCUACAACCGGCCCUUCCUGCAGUCCGCCUUCCGCACUCUCGGUCGCGUCUUCCCCUCGAUCGUGACAGACUCACCGGUGCUUGCGCAGGCGAUGAUCGAGGCGGCUUUGCGAGGUGGGAGUGGGAGUAUCGAGGGAUGGGAGGGCAAGGGGAAGGUUGGGAACGAGGGCGUGUUUGAGAAUGCGGACAUCAAGAGGUUGGCCGAGGAGUCGCCCCCCGAGUAG